Molecule: messenger RNA, 1044 nt
Organism: Diplodia corticola
Lineage: Eukaryota; Fungi; Ascomycota; Dothideomycetes; Botryosphaeriales; Botryosphaeriaceae
Exons: 2
Coding region: 1-1044 (347 amino acids)
Source: RefSeq, a predicted model, not a curated record
AUGGCGACACCCAACCCGCUGGAGGGCACCCACAGCGCUGCUCCGCCGCCCCGCGUCUCGCAGAAGACGUUCCACAUCGCCGGGAUUCUCACCACCGUCCACGGACUCGACGAGCUGCCCGAGCCUUCCCAGCCCGUCGCCUGUCUCUGGCUGCUCAAUCCGCGCCUUCAGACACAGGAAUGCAUGGCUCCCAUCGCCGCGCAAGCCAUUGCAGCCUGGAACAAGCGCCUGCAGAGCGGUGUCGCUGGAGCGGGGCACGGUAAAGGCCUGAUAGCCGUGAGCUUCGACCAGCGGAACCAUGGUACCAGGAAGGUUGAUGCCCUUUCCAACGAGGCUUGGCGCAGUGGCAACCCGCGCCAUGCCCAGGACAUGUUCUCCAUCUACCAUGGCACGGCUAAUGACACCUCGCUGCUUUUGACCUACCUCUCUGCUUACAUCACACCCCAAAUCACCCAAAACCUCGUCCUCGGCAUCUCUCUUGGGGGCCAUGCUACCUGGCUGGUUGCUCUUCAAGACCCUCGCAUAACUACAGCCGUGUCCGUCAUCGGUUGCCCGGACUACACGUCCUUGAUGGUCCAAAGAGCAGAGAAGUCGAAGCUCCGGACCUGGACCUCCAGCGGUCCCCCGGGCUCGCGAUUCAUUGGCUCCGCCGACUUCCCCCAGGCGCUUGUAGAAGCCGUCUCUCUGUACGACCCUGCAGGACUAUUCAUGCACGGCAUGGCAAACCCAGAGGCCCCCACUGCCACCGAGAAGCAGGAGCUUGGAGCCAAGUUGAAGAGCCGGCUUAGGGGAAAGCGCAUCUUGAACCUUUCAGGCGGCGCCGACAAGCUCGUGCCUUAUGCUUGCGGUGAACGCUUCUUGACCCUGCUGAAGAAAAGCGUCAAAGAGGAUCCGGCUUUGGAGCUGGAAUUGGAGGAUCUCAUCUUCAAUGAUGUUGGGCAUGAGACAACCCCCGCGAUGGCUGAACGUGCGGUAAACUUUAUCUGCGACAGCAUUGCGUCGGAGAAACCCUCCUCGUCUUCGGUCCGAGAGUCGAAAAUUUGA